UGGGUUGUAAAGGGCGGAGUUAAUAACAAAAACUGACGGGUUCUUCCGUUGCUUCCUCCUGUUAAGCAUUCGUUUUAGUCCGCAUGUCGGUGGAGACCACAAGGAGAGAAGCUGUCCAUACGUGAUGAAACACUUGUAAAAUAUGAGGAGAGAGAUUGCAGCUGUGGUGUUCUUUCUGAAGAGGCUUGUGAAAAAGGGGGAGAAGUUGGAAGCGGAGAAGGUCGAGCUGUUUGUUGAGAGGCUGGCUGUGGCACUGCAGGAGAAGUUUAAGGGGCACUGGUAUCCUGAAAACCCCAGCAAGGGACAAGCAUACAGGUGCAUCCGCGUGAACAGAUUUCACAGGCAGGAUCCAGAGCUCCUUCGGGCCUGUCAUGAGAGUGGUAUCCAGUACAGUGACCUGGGACUGCCUCGUGAACUCACAUUGUGGGCGGACCCUGGGGAGGUUUGUUGCAGGUAUGGUGAGCAAAAUCCUUGCUUCUCGGUUGCCACUUUCUCAAGUGACGAUGAGGAUGGCAAAGAUGUUGCAAAGAAGGUGACCAGUGCACUGGAGAGGGUGACAUCAGACUACCACUCUGGUUCCUCUUCUGAUGAGGAGAGUGCCCGCACUUCUCCCCUCACUAUCCCCAGCAGAUGCUCUGCUUCCCAGAAAAUGAAUCCAUCUGCUCCUAUGUGGCAUCCCAAAAAGAUGGUACCAGGAAAAGGUUAUAUCCUUCCACAGCCCCACUACAGCUACAGGCCUCGGAAUAGAGCCCCACACAGUUUGAGGAACAACCUGUGGGUCCCUCCUGUGUACAGGGGAGGGCCUGGAUAUUGGGAAACACACCAAAAUCUGGCACAUUGUUACAGUUAGGAAUCAUGGUGCUUAUUGUUCACACUGGACAUUAAACCUGAAGGCAACUUUAAUAUGACUGACCAUUUGUUGUUGUUUCUUUUUAAACAUGAACUUUUUAUAAAUGAAAUGUUUUUUUGACAAAGUCUGUUUUGCACUUUAGACUAUUUGUUAUAGUUGGAAGAAAUCACUUGUAUUAAAUUAGAUAUUGAUAUUGGAAUACUACACGUAUAGUCUUGAAGUACUGUAUUUUUACUAAGGGAAAUGUUCAUGUUUGCCACUGACUGUCCUUUGAUAAAAUGUUUUAUUUAUUCAUAGUGAAGAAUUGUGUCAGAAGUAAAGGCUUAAAUUUAUGGAGUUUUAUUAAAUACUUCUAGC
Molecule: messenger RNA, 1207 nt
Organism: Pelmatolapia mariae (spotted tilapia)
Lineage: Eukaryota; Metazoa; Chordata; Actinopteri; Cichliformes; Cichlidae
Gene: btg3
Product: B-cell translocation gene 3
Exons: 5
Coding region: 143-850 (235 amino acids)
Biological process (GO): negative regulation of mitotic cell cycle; negative regulation of cell population proliferation
Cellular component (GO): nucleus; cytoplasm
Source: RefSeq, a predicted model, not a curated record